ACGAAGGACGUGAGACAGCUGUUCCUAUAAAUAACCUUAACCCUCUUACCUACCACGAGACCCUCGUGCCUUGUUCCUGCCUCACCACAGCAAGCCUCGUCCCAAACAAAAUCACAACACCCCGACAGACAGCAACAGAGGAUAUCAACAAGGAAGCAAACGGAGGAGGCAAAACACUGACACACAGAGCUGUUUGACAGCAGCUCCCAACAAGAAAGUUGGUACGACAAGCAGGGGGAAAAAACCUGGAAACAUGAAGUCCCUGCGAUUCCUUGCUGCUGAGGGUUUCAUCCAGACUGGUCCAACCGCUCUGGAAAACCUCAGCUAUGUGUCUUUUAAUCUCUACCCGCUUCUCUUCAAGGCGUGCUACCUCCAUGAGCAGGCUGACUUGCUGCGUGCUCUGGUCCAAAUGUGGCCUCUUUCCGAGCUCAACGUACAAAGGCUCCUGGGAAAGACGGUGGACUGUCAGAUAGACCUCACCUCACGCACCUGCCGGCUUUGUUUGAAGGCAGUUCUGACCGGCUUAAAGGAUUAUGUACUGUCUCCUCCAAGAACUUAUGCCAAGUGCCUCCGUGUGGUGGACCUCACUGCCCUGAAAGACAUCGAGCACCAGGACUGCCCCUGCAGGUCCACCCUGGGUCGAUGGGCAAGAACCCAGCUCCUGACCCAAAUGUGCUAUGAGACCAUGGUGGCCAUGCAAGCCAGCGAUGUGCCCCAAUCUGCCUGCGAAACAUCUAUUGAUGUCCGCCUGAAUGGUUUUGUCACAGGCCGCAACUAUGAGCCUGUGGCUCAGGCCUUCCUCCUCCUCCGCUGUUGUCCACUGAAGCUUCGUUUUGCUAGUUUUCGGGCUGAUUCCCUCGCUCUCAAGCAGCUCUUCUAUGUUCUUCGUCUAGCAGAACCCGAGUCAAUCACAAAGCUGGAGAUGGUCCACAGUGUUCCCCUGGAGGCCCCACACCUGGAGGUGCUUCUGUCCAGGGUGGAAUUCCCUAAAUUACAGUCUCUGACCCUGCCAGCUGGGGCGUUGGAUGUUAGGAGGUUGGGUUCGGAUGAUGAUCUGCUGGCCACCAUUGGCAAUCUGCUGGCACAGCUGAGCAGCCUGACUGAGCUCUGUGUGGGAUUCUCCACUCUUACUGGACAUCUACGCAGAUUGCUGUAUCCUCUCAACACUCCUCUGCAGUGCUUGGAGUUGGCCAACUGCUGCCUUAACCGCGUGGACAUGACGUACCUGGCCAACAGCCUCCACAGUGAGGCCCUGGUCCGCCUGGACAUCAGCGGACAUGACAUCUUCGGCUCUUUCUCCAACUCUUUCCACAAACUGCUCAGCCGUUGUUCAGCCACAUUGACCAGCCUGGCCCUUGAAGAAUGUAACAUCGAGGACGAGCACAUGGACAGUUUCACUAAUGCUCUGGCCUGCUGUCAGGUGCUGGAGGAACUCAAACUCCUGGGAAACCCUCUAACCUCUGCAGCCUUGCGGAGGUUAUUCUCCAUGCUAUCUGCAGGCUUUCCUAACUUAAGGUAUAUAGAGGUACCAGUUCCCCGUGAGUGUUACUCUGAGGAUGUUAGUUAUCCUCUUGAAGAUUCAGCCCUACUGCUUUACAACAGGGAUCUGUUUCAGGAGGUCAGGGGCCAGCUGAUGGCCAUCCUGGAAGGUGCUGGUAGGGGGAGCGUGGAGGUGUGCACCCCACUCAUGGGGGCCUAUGAUCCAGACAUUAACGAAACCAGCAACGAGCUGGGAGUAUCUAUGUUGAAGUCUUUUAACAAUGUCAUUGGGAACUUUAUAAAUACCAUAAAUGACGUGGAUGACAGGAGAUCUCAGGCUCAGAAACCUAAUUAAUGAGGUUGCCUCUAGAAGGAUCAAGUGAAUAGACUGACAGAAAAGGGUCAUAUUUAAUUUAGUUAUAGUGCUAGUAUAGUUUGCUAGCAAACUGUCAUCACUGAAGGCUAACGCUUUGAAAAUAAAUUUCAUGAACUAGAUUUGUUUGACUAAACGUUAACAUCAACAUACAGGAAUUCGAUUCCUGACCACAUACUAUCUCAACAAAGGAUCAUUAUUUUCUUCCCAGUAACUCCUACAGUCUGAAAGCCACAAACAUUUGCAGUGCAGACAGAUGUAGCUACUGUAGUGGUUAAGGUAGAAACUUGAAGUUUGCCUAAAAUAUUUUGUUACCUAAAUCUAUUUUAUGUGUUCUUAUGUCUAUAUGCUGUUUUAAAUGUUGUAUAUAACUGGAUUUGUAAAAGGUAAACGUCACAAUUUUGCAAUAUGGGGAAGAUCCCAUUUUAACAGGUGUACACAUGUGAUUGGUUCAUUCA
This is a messenger RNA of Xiphias gladius (swordfish), 2310 nucleotides long. RefSeq names its product leucine rich repeat containing 14B (gene lrrc14b). The record is from RefSeq and is a predicted model, not a curated record. The transcript is spliced from 3 exons. The coding region runs from base 254 to 1834 and encodes 526 amino acids. NCBI's taxonomy places the organism in Eukaryota, Metazoa, Chordata, Actinopteri, Istiophoriformes, Xiphiidae. Gene Ontology annotation, biological process: positive regulation of cell population proliferation; negative regulation of apoptotic process; negative regulation of DNA-templated transcription. Gene Ontology annotation, cellular component: cytoplasm.